AUGUUGACAUGGCUUCAGCGAAUUUUUGAAGGCUUGGAAUUUGAUCCAGAGGUAUGAGAUUUGAAGUUGAAAAAUUUAGAUUUUCUCUUCCCCUUGACCCAAACUCAAUGUGAAAUUCCAAAAAUUAUCAUAAAAAAUGACAAUAUUCAUAUAAUAUAAUGUUUUUCAAUCAAUAAUUUACAGUAUCUUCUAUGGCUUCUUCUACCUUUCAUAAUUCUAUUCAUUUUCCCAAUUUUUCUGGUCUUUUUCAUUUAUGGUUGUGUGAUUUUUGUGCAUAUUUAUGGGCAUCGACAUGAAAUUCGUGAAGCAUAUCAUACAAGUUAUUGGAAUGGGGCAAGAAUGGCAAUUGCCACGUUUUGGGAUGGUGUUGGACACGUUUGGCAUGGUAAGCAUUUUGAUAUCGGGUGAAAUUUAUAUUUUAUUUGAGAAAAUUUGGAAAAUGUUUGAAAGUUCACAAAAAACACAUGAUUAUCAGUAGAGCGCAUAUGUGAAAAAUGCUCUGCAACACAGGAAGUUACACUUUUGAUUAAAAAAAAACAAUAAAAUUAGAUUUCGUUCAAGUUUUGGUCAAAAUGGAUUACUUGAAAAUUUGACAUCAAAAAUUUAAUCCAAUUUGAAUUUCAACAUAAAUCUGUUUUUUGAAAAAUUGAAUUACAAUUUUUUUAAAUUUUUUUCCUGGGGGUCUAGAAAUAUUUCGAGGAAUCAAAAUUAACGUGGAAAUAUGAAACGACUUUUUCGAAUUUUCAGAUCAAAAAAUAUUGGUUUUUUUAAGUAAUCUAAAAAUAUGUUCUCCUGGAAAUCAGAAAAUUUUAGACAUAACUAUUAAAAAUCCAACCCGUAAACCCUGUCCUUUUUCCAGGUUACGAACUUCGAGGAAUCGAAAAUGUGCCAGACGAGGGACCAGCUCUUUUCAUUUAUUAUCAUGGAUGUCUUCCACUCGAUGUAUAUUAUCUAAUCUCCAAACUAGUUAUCCACAAAAAUCGUUCACUUCAUUGCGUUGGCGAUAAAUUCAUAUUUCAAAUUCCCGGUUGGCGGCCACUUUGUAAAAUGUUUUCGAUAACAGCUGGAACUGUCGAGGCAUGUACACAAGAAUUGCAAGAAGGCAAUUUGUUAUGUAUUGCACCGGGAGGAGUUCGAGAAGCAUUGUUUUCGGAUCCAAAUGUUUAUGAUAUUUUAUGGGGAAAGAGAUUGGGUUUUGCUAAAGUUAUUAUAAAUAGUAAAACGGUAAGAAAUUUAAAUUUGAAAAGAACAUUUUUCGGCACAUUGAAGUAUGCCUGUGAGCCGAGUAAUUGAGCUCCAGAACCUCAAAAUCACAUUUUUCCAGCCGGUCAUUCCAAUGUUCACCGAAAAUUGUCGCGAAUCAUUCCGAACUCCUGAAUGGGGUCGAAGCUUUUUCCGAUGGAUUUACGAGAAAACCAAAGCGCCACUUUGCCCAAUUUAUGGUGGAUUUCCUGUCAAAAUGAUCACACAUUUGGGAAAACCGAUAUAUUUCGAUUUUGAUACGGUUACACCGGAAGAAGUUCGGAAAACAAUCAAGAAAGAGAUUCGAUCGAUGAUUCGAGAACAUCAAAGAUUGCCUGGAAGUAUUUGGAGAGGAAUUGCCCAAAGAUGGAGAGGAAAUGAAAAAGAAGGAGAAGAAGGAGAAAUGAAAAAUGGUGGAGAAAAUAAUCGAAAAGGGCAAAAUGGUGAACAAGUUGAACCCGAGGAAAUUGUGAGUUUUUUUUUCAUUUAAAAAAAAGGCUUCAGAAAUUUCGAAACCUUCGUUUAAUUCGGAUGUGAUUUUGAGAAAUGUGAAUUUCAUUUAUAAGUUUAAUUUCUCCGAAUUUACAUAGGACAAUUCUAAAUUAAUGGCUGAAAACUUAUCAUUUUCAAUUUCGUUAUUGUGAAAAAUAUCCCAAAAUUUUUAAAUUGAAAAAUUAUUUGUUGAAAAAAGUUACAAUUUGUUCCUAAUUUUCUAGAUUCAAAUGGUAAGCUGAAAAAAUUCCACGAAUAUUAUUUUGGUGGGCGGAGCUUAUUCAUCUAACUUUUUUUUCUUCAAAAAUCAUUCUAAAAUUUUGCCUUUUGUCAAUCGCGCUCCAUUGAUAACCAACUUUUGCCAAAAAUAGAGCUUUUCCGUGUUUUUAGGCUUUAGGCUUUAUACUCAAAUUUUCAACCAUUUCAAAAGUAAAUAUUUUUACAGGAACUUCUUCAAAGAAAUGGUGGAAAUUUACCUGAAAAUUCAGACGAAAGGGAUGAAAUUGGUGGAAUUUAG
This is a messenger RNA of Caenorhabditis angaria, 2251 nucleotides long. NCBI's taxonomy places the organism in Eukaryota, Metazoa, Nematoda, Chromadorea, Rhabditida, Rhabditidae. The record is from the annotation of a GenBank genome assembly.